CUCAGAGGCCAAUGGACGCCUGGUACAUGACCGGCAUCGACUAAUCAGGGCCAGGCUCGAUGAGGCUUUGUCUCCCGACCGCGCGCGGGGCCGAUUCUCCCGCCUCCCAGCCCCGGCGCACGCGCGCCCCGCCCAGCCUGCCUUCCCUCCGCGCCCUCCCCUCUCCUUUCUCCCUCUCAGAACCUUCCUGCUGCCGCGUUUGCACCUCGCUGCUCCAGCCUCUGGGGCGCAUUCCAACCUUUCAGCCUGCGACCUGCAGAGAAAAACAAUUACUUAUUUUCUUGCCCCGUACAUACCUUGAGGCGAGCAAAAAAAUUAAAUUUUAACCAUGAGGGAAAUCGUGCACAUCCAGGCUGGUCAGUGUGGCAACCAGAUCGGUGCCAAGUUCUGGGAGGUGAUCAGUGAUGAACAUGGCAUCGACCCCACCGGCACCUACCACGGGGACAGCGACCUGCAGCUGGACCGCAUCUCUGUGUACUACAAUGAAGCCACAGGUGGCAAAUAUGUUCCUCGUGCCAUCCUGGUGGAUCUAGAACCUGGGACCAUGGACUCUGUUCGCUCAGGUCCUUUUGGCCAGAUCUUUAGACCAGACAACUUUGUAUUUGGUCAGUCUGGGGCAGGUAACAACUGGGCCAAAGGCCACUACACAGAGGGCGCCGAGCUGGUUGAUUCUGUCCUGGAUGUGGUACGGAAGGAGGCAGAGAGCUGUGACUGCCUGCAGGGCUUCCAGCUGACCCACUCACUGGGCGGGGGCACAGGCUCUGGAAUGGGCACUCUCCUUAUCAGCAAGAUCCGAGAAGAAUACCCUGAUCGCAUCAUGAAUACCUUCAGUGUGGUGCCUUCACCCAAAGUGUCUGACACCGUCGUCGAGCCCUACAAUGCCACCCUCUCCGUCCAUCAGUUGGUAGAGAACACUGAUGAGACCUAUUGCAUUGACAACGAGGCCCUCUAUGAUAUCUGCUUCCGCACUCUGAAGCUGACCACACCAACCUACGGGGAUCUGAACCACCUCGUCUCAGCCACCAUGAGCGGUGUCACCACCUGCCUCCGUUUCCCUGGCCAGCUCAACGCUGACCUCCGCAAGUUGGCAGUCAACAUGGUCCCCUUCCCACGUCUCCAUUUCUUUAUGCCUGGCUUUGCCCCUCUCACCAGCCGUGGAAGCCAGCAGUAUCGAGCUCUCACAGUGCCGGAACUCACCCAGCAGGUCUUCGACGCCAAGAACAUGAUGGCUGCCUGUGACCCCCGCCACGGCCGAUACCUCACCGUGGCUGCUGUCUUCCGUGGUCGGAUGUCCAUGAAGGAGGUCGAUGAGCAGAUGCUUAACGUGCAGAACAAGAACAGCAGCUACUUUGUGGAAUGGAUCCCCAACAAUGUCAAGACAGCCGUCUGUGACAUCCCACCUCGUGGCCUCAAGAUGGCAGUCACCUUCAUUGGCAAUAGCACAGCCAUCCAGGAGCUCUUCAAGCGCAUCUCGGAGCAGUUCACUGCCAUGUUCCGCCGAAAGGCCUUCCUCCACUGGUACACAGGCGAGGGCAUGGACGAGAUGGAGUUCACCGAAGCUGAGAGCAACAUGAACGACCUCGUCUCUGAGUAUCAGCAGUACCAGGAUGCCACCGCAGAAGAGGAGGAGGAUUUCGGUGAGGAGGCCGAAGAGGAGGCCUAAGGCAGAGCCCCCAUCACCUUAGGCUUCUCAGUUCCCUUAGCCAUCUUACUCAACUGCCCCUUUCCUCUCCCUCAGAAUUUGUGUUUGCUGCCUCUAUCUUGUUUUUUGUUUUUUCUUCUGGGGGGGUCUAGAACAGUGCCUGGCACAUAGUAGGCGCUCAAUAAAUACUUGUUUGUUGAA
Molecule: messenger RNA, 1843 nt
Organism: Symphalangus syndactylus (siamang)
Lineage: Eukaryota; Metazoa; Chordata; Mammalia; Primates; Hylobatidae
Gene: TUBB
Product: tubulin beta class I
Biological process (GO): microtubule-based process
Cellular component (GO): microtubule
Molecular function (GO): structural constituent of cytoskeleton; GTP binding; GTPase activity
Source: RefSeq, a predicted model, not a curated record